CUUGUCCCGGGAUCGCUGCUCCGCCUCCGUCUCUCCCCGUCUUCUCUCCCUCUCGCUGGAGCUAUUGCCUCACUUCGCCGCCGGCGCCUCUCUCCCCUCGACGGAGUCAUCGCCGCUGCCGGCUCUUCUUUCUCGUUCGCUGGGUUGCUACCGCCGCCGCUCAGCUGCCAAGAUAAACGAGCCGACCUCGAGCUGGGCUCAGUUGCACGCCCAGCAAAAGCCUUCUUUAGAUUUCCAGCAACAACCUCAUUUACACCCCUGCAGGCCUUCUCCCUCUCCAAAAUCCUAGUAACGAACCAGAGAUUGAACGGGAGGAGAACAAGAGCCAGGGCAAAGAUGAUGAUAAAUGAAAGCAAGUUCGACGUACAUCUGCAGCUAUGGGCGCUCCGAAUCCCCCGUGAACUCUGCAAAUCCGUCUCCCGCCUUCUCCAUGGAUACAUGCUGGAUAAACCUCGCAUCAAGCCGAUAACUGAAGAUCCUGCAUCUGAGAAAAAACGGCUUGUUAUUUUGUCUGAAAGGGUUCAAAAUCCUGAGUUAUUGGGGAUCCCAGCUCAAACACUUGAUGCUUUAAAGUUGUUAUGCAAUAUUGAAGUAGUCCCCCAUUCAUUGACUCUUGGGUAUGCCUAUUGGGGUGCAGAUCAUAUCUUGAAGCAAGUUCUGCCAGAUGGAGUAGAGAUCCCUUCAUCAUUUGAAACAAUAGGCCAUAUUGCCCACUUGAAUAUAACUGAGGAACUACUACCGUAUAAGAGUGUCAUUGCGAAGGUUAUUUAUGAUAAAAAUCAACCAAGAAUCAAAACUGUGGUGAAUAAAGUGGGAUCUAUAACCAAUGAGUUUCGUGUACCCAAAUUUGAAAUUCUAGUCGGUGAAGAAAACAUGAUCACAGAAGUUAAACAGUACGGUGCUACAUUUAAACUUGACUAUGGUGCAGUCUACUGGAACUCCAGACUUGAACAUGAACAUAUCAGAUUGGUUUCACUGUUUAAUGCAGGAGAAAUUGUAUGUGACAUGUUUGCUGGUAUUGGCCCCUUUGUCAUUCCUGCAGCACAGAAGGGAUGCACAGUAUAUGCAAAUGAUCUAAAUCCAGAUAGUGUCCAUUAUUUGGGGUUAAAUGCAAGAAUUAAUAAGGUUGAGGAUCAUGUUUGUACUUAUAAUAUGGAUGCCAGAACAUUUAUGCACCACUUGAUGGCAGUGCCUGCUCAGGAGAGUAAGCCAGAUCCUCAGAUUUCUGUUUCUGGAUAUCUUGAAGCUGACAUUUUUUUAGUUAAUGAAGAAGCAGACAAUGAAGAUAGACAACUCAGAGAUGCUAUGGAGGAAGGCCAUGACAAUGGAAUAGAUGCUCAAGAAGGUCUUAGUACAUCCAAGAGAAUCCAUGCUUCUGCUAAAAGACGAUCAGAAAAUUGUAAUGCAGCAGAAGAUCAAGUUCUUAGAGGUUGUACAGUGGGAACAAUUAACAAGUCUAACAGGAAUACCAGCAAGAGAAUGAGAGCCGUCAAAGCAUCAUCUACAAAUGUGUGGGAGCAUGUAGAUCAUGUGAUUAUGAAUCUCCCUGCUUCUGCAUUGCAAUUUCUUGAUGUUUUCAGGGGUCUUCUGCAAAGGAAUCACUGGAAAGGAUUGUUACCAUGGAUACACUGCUAUUGCUUCAUGCGUACAAAUGAAACCAAAGAGUUGAUAAUAGCUGAGGCUGAGUCCAUUUUAAAUUCAAAGAUUGAUGACCCAAUGUUUCAUAGAGUUCGUGAUGUUGCUCCUAACAAGGCAAUGUUUUGUUUAAGCUUCCGGUUGCCAGCUGAGACAUGCUCUGGAUAGGAUUACAAAAUUAUGGAGGACUCCGAGUUAUAGUCAGGUUUAGAUCUGCGUUGCUAGCGUUGGUAGAUAGAACAAGCAAAAUGGUUCAUUACUACUCGAAUAUGUUUUAAUGUUUUCACAGUUACUCAUUAUCGCAAGUAAUAAAAAUGAGCAGUUCUCAUUUACGUUU
Dioscorea cayenensis subsp. rotundata (Guinea yam) is the source of this 1972-nucleotide messenger RNA. RefSeq names its product tRNA (guanine(37)-N1)-methyltransferase 2. Lineage: Eukaryota; Viridiplantae; Streptophyta; Magnoliopsida; Dioscoreales; Dioscoreaceae. Gene Ontology annotation, biological process: tRNA N1-guanine methylation. The record is from RefSeq and is a predicted model, not a curated record. The coding region runs from base 337 to 1803 and encodes 488 amino acids. Gene Ontology annotation, cellular component: cytoplasm. The transcript has 11 exons.